Messenger RNA from Spodoptera exigua (beet armyworm), 1742 nucleotides. The record is from the annotation of a GenBank genome assembly. NCBI's taxonomy places the organism in Eukaryota, Metazoa, Arthropoda, Insecta, Lepidoptera, Noctuidae.
GUCAAUUUUGACAUGAUAAGCGAAGUCAAAACAUGAAAACAAGAAAAGGAAAAUAAACAUGUGAACAUCAUGGCAUUGUGUCGAAAAACACUUUAGUUGUGAGAUAAAUACAAACAAGUCACAGCAUUUUGAAAUCUCCAGUCUUAACCGUGAAUCAUGAUCGUUGCUCUUCAGACUUUGGUAUUUUUCCGUGAAUCGUUGCUGUCUGCAUUGGACCGUUUCUUACGGCCUUACUAUAAGCACUUGACUUUAGCUUUCACCCGGAGUGGGAAUGUUUUGGAAGAUGAAGAAUCUGAUGACGAAGUGUUCGCAGAGUAUGAUGAUGAGAAAGGUGUUGUAUUUUUCCCGCCGGUGUACGCUCAGCGUUAUGCCGCAGUCAGCGACUUGCUCAUGGAUGAACGUUGGUGCGGGAAACUCGAAAAGGUAGUGGAUUUUGGCCACCAUGAUAUGAGUUUUAUUAAGUACUUGAAGGAAGUUCCUGGCAUCCGUUACAUUCUUGGUGUGGAUAUUGAGACUAUUCCUCUGAGGUGUUCCUCUGAUCUGCUCAGUGGGGAUGAGUAUUCUCCGAAGAGGGAAAGUCCUUUGCAAGUCACUCUAUUCCAAGGUAAUGCAGCAGAUCCAGAUUACCGGCUCAUUGGCUGUGAUGCUGUCAUUGCAAUAGAGAUGAUAGAACACAUGCUUCCCCAUGACCUGGAAAGACUAGUCCACACUGUAUUUGGAUUUAUUAAACCGUGGGUAGUUAUAUUUACCACACCCAAUGCGGAUUUUAAUGUCCUCUUCAAAGCUUUGGAGAAGAAUGGGCUCCGUCGAAUGGAUCACUUUUUUGAGUGGACAAGGGAACAGUUUAAUGAUUGGUGCAGUAACAUAGUUGUUAGGUAUCCAAAUUACACGGUGACUUGUCGAGGUAUAGGUCCUGGCCCUCCAGGAACUUUGCACCUUGGCUGCUGCAGUCAACUGUGUUUGUUCAUUUCCAAAAACUACCACAAGCAGGCAGAUCUUCAUAUCAACAGUUUGGCUUUAGUUGAAAAUGCACCAACUCCUAAUAACUUUAGCGACAUAUUAGUUUGGGAGAGUUCGGUGGAUACUAAACAAGAAAUCGAACACGGUGCGACCCUAGCUAAACCUGAAACGCUAAACUGCACAACAUUGCAAGUGAAGAAAUUCUCGAAGACCACACAGAAUUUGAUGGCCAAAAACAAGAUAGACUCUUUGGUUCACACCAGGGAGGUUGUGAAUGAGAUACGACACCUCACCAAAACCUUAAACUUGAACAAGUUCAGUCGGCCUGAAGAUGGACAUCACAUCUGGAGUAAUAUCAACUGGGGUGAAAACGCGCCUUAUUGGAACCAGUAUUACAAAAUUGUCAAAGAAUACAUCUAUCCGUUUGAGACGAAAUCCGACGAGGUUAGAAUUUUGGACCUGAUAUCUGAAGAGAUCAACCGUCUGAUUGACAUGCAGUAUGACGAGGAGUUCUCCGUCGAUAUGAACAGGCUGGAGAUUCCGUUGUCUCAUCUCAUGACUGUCGUACAACAUAUUACCGAUGACGUCGAUAGAGUGCGAGAUCUCCUCGAAUGGAAUGGCUAUGAGGUUGUGAACGACGUGGUGAUCCACUCGCGUCUCAUCGUGGACAAUACAUCAGUCGCCACGCAGGAUGACGAGUGGCAGGACAACGACACCUUAUCUGAUGUAAUUCAAUUCUGAACUGAUAUAAUUAUGUACUAACUGAUAAACUUAGUAAUGAC